AACCUUUACCAGCUUCAUCACUUCCGCCUCGAUAAAUCUUCUCGGCGCUCUACACCCGGGGCUUGAAAAUGCCGUUCAAGAGGUACGUUGAAAUCGGAAGAAUCGCCCUUGUCAACUACGGAAAGGAUUAUGGGAAACUCGUUGUUAUCGUUGAUGUCAUCGAUCAAAAUCGGGCUCUUGUUGAUUCCCCUGACAUGGUGAGAGGCCAAAUGAAUUUCAAAAGGCUAACACUAACAGACAUCAAGAUUGACAUCAAAAGAGUCCCAAACAAGAAAACUCUGAUUGCUGCAUUGGAGGCUGCUGAUGUCAAGAACAAGUGGGAGAACAGUUCUUGGGGAAGAAAGCUUAUCGUGCAGAAGAAGAGAGCCUCACUUAAUGAUUUUGAUAGGUUCAAGAUCAUGUUGGCAAAGAUAAAGAAAGCUGGAGUUGUAAGGCAAGAGCUAGCAAAACUUAAGAAGGAAACUACAGCUUAAUAUCUUCAUUUUGUUCUACUUUAUUAAAGACUUUUUAUUGAGGAGACCAUUGUUGGUUGCUUAGAAGCUUGUGUUUUUAUUUAUUGUCUCUUGUAUUAAAGGAAACCUAAUUUGGCAGUUUUGAACUUCUGUUUUGGUUGCAAUUGUUGUGAAACUGCUUUUUGCUUGGUAAUUCAUUCAUUGA
Molecule: messenger RNA, 657 nt
Organism: Cynara cardunculus var. scolymus (artichoke)
Lineage: Eukaryota; Viridiplantae; Streptophyta; Magnoliopsida; Asterales; Asteraceae
Product: 60S ribosomal protein L14-2-like
Exons: 5
Coding region: 69-473 (134 amino acids)
Biological process (GO): translation; ribosomal large subunit biogenesis
Cellular component (GO): cytosolic large ribosomal subunit; ribosome
Molecular function (GO): structural constituent of ribosome; RNA binding
Source: RefSeq, a predicted model, not a curated record